CCGAUCCACAUCUUAUCUGACGACAAACGCGUUCGACAGUCCUUCGUGGUUUAUGCCUUAGGAAAGUUUCUCGAAGAAGGUGGAUCGGUUCUUCAACUCCUUAUCGGUUACUCUAUUGCGGAACCGACAAGUCUUUUAUUAAUUCGUGAACAAUUUGUUCGUUAAUAUGGAUCCGGAAGGAUAUUCGGACGAACCGUUAAAAAACGAGUCGGAAAAUGACAGCAAUAACGAAGAUUGUGCCCAUUCACCCGUAUUGCUGGACUUGGAUAAAAACUCUAAACUGCAACAACAAGAAAUACUGAAUCAGAAAGAAAGUUCUCUAUCCAAGCUAUCGCCGAUCAAUCAAUAUUUGCAGGAUCAAUUCAUUAGAAGUGAAUCAGAAGAUUCAAGCAUAUCGGAGAGAAGAACAUGGCAUCAUAGGAACAUUGAAGAUCGUCAACAAAAUAACAAACGUGUGUUUGUGAUCAGGGUACCCGAACCAGAAGUGAUUAAUAGUCACCCACAUUUAGAAAUUCUUCAUGAAACGAACAUUAAAUCGGUGCAACGUGAAUCGUCGCAAACCGAAAAGGAUUAUAAAAAGUCGGCUUGCGAUCGUGAACGAACAAGGAUGAGAGACAUGAACCGCGCGUUUGAGCUCUUACGAUCGAAGCUACCAAUUUGUAAACCGCCUGGAAAGAAACUAUCGAAAAUAGAGUCGCUCAGACACGCCAUAACUUAUAUCAGACAUUUGCAAAGUCUUUUGGAACCCCAAUACAACUACAUACCGAACGUGCCUGAAAGAAAUUAUUAUUCUGCUAACGCACCCGUUACAAACGCCACAUCCUUUGAUGUGCAACACCCAACCCGAUGGGAAUCAUUUGCUUAUUAUCGUUAUGAUUAUUAUUCUCCGUUUGUUACUCCAUCCCCAUCGACUUUAUCCUCUACUAUUCACCCUCGAAUACCAACGGAACUAGAAGAUCGACAAUUCCCUCACGAGACACGACAUUAGUACCACUCCCGCCCUGUCCUUAAGGAAUCGUUCGUACUUUCUUUGAGAUAUUAUUCUCUUUAAUACUAGAACUACCGAGCAGUAGAAUUGAUUAUUCUGUAUUUCCUUAUAGAAUGUAUAAAAAUACAUUUAUUGAGUUCUGUAUUUCCUUAUAUUUUAGUUUGUAAUCAUCUAAAUCAAUUUAUUGAAUAAUUUCUCAGAAGAUUGUCUGUGCCUUUUCCAUAAUUACGAAAGAAGUGUCACGAAAUGGGUUGUUUUGACCCAUUUGGUAGUUCUAGUGUUAAUAUAUAAACACAUCGGAAUUAAUUCUCCUUUCAUGGCUACUGAGGCUGCAAAGGGCCAAUAUCAAAAAGACAUGUAAUUUUGAUAAUAAGAAUCAACAGCAUUUUUAUAUACAAUAUUUAUAUUAUAGAAUAAAAACAAUUUACAUAAAAAUCAUCUGUAUGUACAAUUGAUUGAAUCUUAAUUUGAACCAACAAUUGAAAA
Molecule: messenger RNA, 1474 nt
Organism: Nomia melanderi (Alkali bee)
Lineage: Eukaryota; Metazoa; Arthropoda; Insecta; Hymenoptera; Halictidae
Gene: sage
Product: salivary gland-expressed bHLH
Biological process (GO): mesoderm formation; regulation of transcription by RNA polymerase II
Cellular component (GO): nucleus
Molecular function (GO): protein dimerization activity; RNA polymerase II cis-regulatory region sequence-specific DNA binding; DNA-binding transcription factor activity, RNA polymerase II-specific
Source: RefSeq, a predicted model, not a curated record